AUGAAAGCUUUCUGUGAAGUUUUAGAGCAACUAUACAAGAAGGUGCUUCUUGGAGCAUCACUUGAAAUUGACAGACAUGAGUACAUCUUUUAUCUCAACCCAGUAUUUCCAGAUCAAGGUUUCUCUACAGCGACCUCCCUAGAGUGGUUAAACACCCAGGGUGACUGGGGUACUCAUCAGCCAUGCUCUGUCAAUUUGGCUGCCAUUUCUGUAGGUCCAGUGUGUUUGAAGAGACCCACUUGGAUGAGCAGUGCCCGAGAAAUAACACUGCUUCAGUUAACGGUCAUCAAAAUGAUGAUAACCAGAAUAUUGUCUAUUGAAACUGAAUUCCAUACAAAGGAGAAAUACAGAGUUAUGAUUAAAAAUCUUUUAAAAUCAUCUGAAGUGGAUUCUAAAUUAAUACAUAUGUUCCAAAAUUCAGAUAAAUUGUUAUCUCACAUGGCCGCAGAGUGUCUUGCAUUGCUUCUGUAUUUCCAACUAAGAGAAAAGAUAACAUUAAGCAAUUCUUGGAUUACUUUUUGCCAGAAAAAUCUUUCUGAAUUCUCUGAGAGUGAUAAGGUUGUAUACUGCCUUUGCACUCUUACAGUUGUAAUAAAAGAAAUCUUUAAAGAUACAUGUUCACAAAAAACAGAAAUUCUAAAGGACUUCCUGACUCCUUUUGAUACUACUUUUGAAGUAUUUUACAAUUCCUUAUUUUCUCAGUGUUUUGGAAACUGCCAAGAAACUUCAAAAAUAAUAAACAGCUUGAUGAAUUUCCUGGAGUUGCUUGAACUUCUUGUAGCCUCCCGAAUUUACCUGAAGUUACAUUUCACUUGCCAGAGGAUUUUCUUUUUGAAACCUUCUUGUGUACUAGAUGUUCUUACAUGGCCUGCUCCAGCUUUCAUCAAAAGGAAAUUCAUCAUAUUCAUUAAAAAGUGCUUUCUCUGUAAAGUAGGUGAAGACCUCUUUCAUGGAUGUGUUCCUGUCUUAAUGCCACCAGAUGAUCUUUUAGAUAUAGACAUGUUGGCUGUAGCGAAUGCUGUUUUACAAGCUGUGGGUGUAGGAUGGUUGAAGACAUUGUCUGUUAAUGGAAAAUCUUUCUACUUUGGAGGCGAUGAUGUUCAGCCUGGAUAUGAAAGUAAUUCUGGUCCGGAUCAUGUGAUCCUUAGAGCAGCAACCUUAGUUUUAAUUAAAUCCUUAGAAAUCAAAUUUCAAAAUUGUACUUCACCAAAUGAAAUGCAAGGUGAUUUACAGAGAUUCAUGUCUGAGUUACUGACCUUCUUAAAGCCUCAUCUCCAACCCUUUCUGCAAUUACAUAGUCCAUGUGAGUGGCUGUCUAGGGUGUUCAUAGAACAGGAUGAUGACAUGCUAGAAGCUGCCAAAGCAUCACUGGGCAUCUACUUAAAGUUGACCAGAGAAUGUUGUGAAGCUACCGAAAGCUCAGCCCAAGGAAAAGAACUAUGGAAUUGUCGCAUACAUGAAAAUGGCUUUAAUCCUCACUGUGUUUUCUUAUUUUUCUUAAAAAAUAUAGGAUUUGAUUCUACAGUUCUUCUUGAUUUUUUGAUUUCAUCAGAAACCUGUUUUCUUGAAUAUUUUGUUAGGUAUUUAAAAUUAUUCCAAAAAGACUGGUAUAAUUUUUUUACUGUUUGCAAAUCCUUUGAUGCAGCUGAAUCAAAAGAUGCUGUAAAUAUUUGUGGUUUUAUCCCCUCACCUGUACAAGACAGAAGCACCAACAAACCAGAACCUCAUUAUUGGACUUGUCUUGAUAGUCAGAUAGAUAUUUGUACUUCGGCCUCCUUGACUGCUGCUGAUUCUCCUGAACCGCUCAAGAGGGAGUGUGACCACCAGGCUGUUAUGUCCAAGAAGACCCAUUCCAAGUUUCAGGCUGCUACUCUGUCUUCCUCCCGAGCUUCUCAAAGUUUGGUAGAUUAUGACAGCUCUGAUGAUUCUGAGGUGGAAUCCACAGACCAUUGCUUAGCAAAUAUUAAGAAGACAUCUUUACACCAAGAAGCAAUUAGGAUUCAGGACACAUCUGAAACAAGUAGGGAUAAAAAAGAGAUGACCCUAGAGGCUCAAUCAAAGGCUCUGGUUGCAGAAGAAUCUAAUUCUUCCUUCUCCGUUGAUUGCAAAGAAGCCUUAAACAGCAUUGUCUCUGAAGUUGGGAUAUCUUACAGAACAGUUAAAUGCUUUGAAGAGUUACAGGAUGCCAUAGACCGUUUGCAAAAAAAAGAUCUUUUCCCAUAUAAUCCAACAGCACUUUUGAAGUUGCUAAAACAUAUUGAAGCAAUAUAUAAGUGUAUGAGCCAUUUGUAA
Orycteropus afer afer is the source of this 2292-nucleotide messenger RNA. RefSeq names its product lines homolog 1 (gene LINS1). The coding region runs from base 1 to 2292 and encodes 763 amino acids. The record is from RefSeq and is a predicted model, not a curated record. The transcript is spliced from 6 exons. Lineage: Eukaryota; Metazoa; Chordata; Mammalia; Tubulidentata; Orycteropodidae.